Molecule: messenger RNA, 1681 nt
Organism: Condylostylus longicornis
Lineage: Eukaryota; Metazoa; Arthropoda; Insecta; Diptera; Dolichopodidae
Gene: TbCMF46
Product: dynein regulatory complex subunit 3
Exons: 7
Coding region: 5-1681 (558 amino acids)
Molecular function (GO): protein binding
Source: RefSeq, a predicted model, not a curated record
AAUAAUGCUGAAAAAUAUAAGUGCAUUACAAGAGGUCAUUGAUCCAAGUUUAGAACCAGGUGUAAUAUCACAUAAAAUGAUACAAGAUGCAUUUUUAAAUUUAUAUUAUGGUGAACAGAGACGUUUAAAAGAAUUAGAACCAAUUGAAUAUGAAAAAUUUACAAUAAUGAGAUUAGAAUUUAAAAAUAUUUUACGAAUUGAUCAUUUGUGGAUCUUACCAAAUUUAACAAAAUUAUCAUUAAGCUUUAAUAAAUUGGAACGUAUUGAAAAUAUUGAUACAUUAAUUAAUUUAAAAGAAUUAAAUUUAUCAUUUAAUUAUAUUGAAAAAAUUGAAAAUUUAGAAACAUUAACAAAAUUGGAAUCACUUUCAUUAUUUAAUAAUUUAAUAAUGAAAAUUGAAAAUUUAGAUAAUUUAAAAUGUUUAGAAAUUUUAAGUAUCGGUAAUAAUAAAAUUGAUAGUUCUGAAGGUCUCGAAAGAUUUAGAUUCUUUAAAAAUCUAAAAGUUCUCAAUUUGGAAGGUAAUCCAAUAGCUAAAGAUGAUAAAAAACCAUUAAGAGUAUAUUUGGCCGCAUUACUCCCAAAUUUACAAUAUUAUAAUUACAUUUUUAUAACUGAGAAGGAACGUGAAGAAUGCCUUGAAAAACAUAGACAUGCUAUUGAAUUAAUUGAAACUAAUGAAUCAGAUGAGUUGAUAUUAAUUGCAAAAAAAGAAAAAGAUAUUGCUGAUGAAAUAAGACUUUCAAAAUGUUUUGUUGAAUUUCUAAAUGAACGACAAUUAUUCAAUAGCUUAUGGGAUAAUGAUGAAGAAGCAAUAGAAUUACGUACAAUUAAUCCAGAUGCUAUAGAAUUAAUUAAUAAUUACAAUGAAGAUCUUUUUAAAAUAACCCAAGAAAUUUAUAAAAUUGGUGUUGAAAAAUAUGAUGAACGAAAAGAAGAAAUUGAAACAUUUGAGAAAUAUUUGAAGGAAGGACAAGAAUCAAGUCAAAGGAAAUCAAUAUCAUCUACUGAAGAUUUCCUAGAAGAAAGUGAAGACACAUUCAAUAAUGCUAGAGCAUUAUUUAUAGAAAUUGAAAAAUAUCUUGAACAAGGAUUAGAUGAAAAUUCAAAUCAGAUCGUUGAAACGAAAACAAAAAUUGAUGAAUUGUAUAACAGUUUUAAAAAUAAAUUAGAUAAUUUGUGGGAGAUUUUAAUGGGACAUGAAGUCAAUUUGUAUGAAGCAAUUGAGGAAGUUCUAAAUACAUUCGAUCAAAAUAUUACAAAAAUGUUACAAUCAUUUUUGGAGAGUGUUUUAAAAUUAUUUGUCACAUUACGUGAAAUUUGUAAAAAUUUUAUUAAAAAUUUAUUGGAUGUUGUAACUGCUUAUAUUGAAUAUCAUAUAUCACAUGGUGGUAAUUAUGAUAUUGUACCAAAAUCAUUACAUAAAUAUCUUGAUAAUAAAGAUAAAAUUCCUGAAUUAAUUGAGAGUAUUAAAAGACGGCAUAUUGAUAAAAUAAAUGAACGUGAAGAUCGUUUAAUAACACGUAGUAAAACUUGGGUCAAAGAAUUUGUUUCAGUAAAGAGAGAUGAAGAAUUGGUACGAAAUCGUAAUAAAUUAACAGAAAUUAAUUAUUUUAUGAGUCAAAUGCGUGAAGCUUUUCAUCAUAUUCAAGUUGAAGUUCGUGAAGAAUUAGAAAAUCUUUGA